Molecule: messenger RNA, 2662 nt
Organism: Saccostrea cuccullata (small rock oyster)
Lineage: Eukaryota; Metazoa; Mollusca; Bivalvia; Ostreida; Ostreidae
Product: sugar phosphate exchanger 3-like
Exons: 20
Coding region: 188-1855 (555 amino acids)
Biological process (GO): transmembrane transport
Cellular component (GO): endoplasmic reticulum membrane
Molecular function (GO): transmembrane transporter activity
Source: RefSeq, a predicted model, not a curated record
CUUUUACGAUUUAUUUUAAAAUUACGAUGGUCAGAAGCGAAAUGAUUAAAUAAGAAAAGCAACUAGGAUUUUAUAGAUUAUCAUUUUUAAUCGCUUAAUUAUUUACACCAGUGUAUGUAAACACAAAGGGCCUUAUAAUGCCGUUUGAAUUUGAACAAAGCUGAGUGUAUUUUGAAGUUUGCUGAAUAUGACGAAGUAUACUCAUCACCAUGUUGCAGUGUUUCUGCUUACAUUUUUAAGCUACGCAUUCUUUCAUGCCACAAGGAAAACAUUCAGCAAUGUUAAAUCUACGAUCUCUGAUGAGUGGAGUCCAUCCUAUCACAACAAUACCGUUAACUUCACCAAGCCUGACCGGAUCUGGAACACCCGCCAUUUGUUUGACACAAGAAAAGAUGCCGAACCAUACCUAGGAAUUCUGGAUGCCGUGUUCAUGAUUUCUUAUGCUGUGGGUCUCUAUAUAAGUGGAAUGAUUGGAGAUAGAUUUAACAUGCGGUUAGUGCUAUCUUUUGGAAUGUGUUCAUCAGCAGUUACGGUGUUUCUCUUUGGAGUGGUAUUUGAGUGGGCACACUUCUACAACAAAUACGUCUACGUCAUCGUCUGGAUUCUGAAUGGCCUGCUACAGUCCAUGGGAUGGCCAACAGUGGUAGCCAUCAUGGGAAACUGGUUUGGAAAAUAUAGUCGUGGGCUGGUGCUGGGUCUUUGGAGUGCCUGUGCAUCUGUUGGUAAUAUUAUUGGGGCGUUUCUGGUGUCUGGAGUACUGGAUUACGGAUAUGAUUAUGCUUUCCUGGUGACGUCGUCUGUUCUGUUUGCUGGGGGAGUGGUCAAUUUUUUCGGUCUUGUCAGCACCCCUAAGGAAGUUGGACUUAAGCUCCCUGAUGAGGACACUACCAUUCAUCCUAGAGAGUACUCGGUCCGUGUUAAUGGAACAGAUGGAGAUGAACCCAUUAAUUUGCCCCAUGUUUUAUGCAACCAAGAACAUUUGAUUGAAGAUGAUGACACUCCGACACAUGGGGCUGUAAACAGAGCAGAGAGUGAUGAAGAUGACACAGAAUUUUCUUCUCAAGGUAUGGAAGUUACAAAAAUAGUAUCAGCUCCACUCCUUAAAUCCACUGAGAAAGCAAUCAACACCUCCAGUUCUGAGGAUAGACCAGCAGCCAUAGACUUCUGUAGUGCCUUACGUCUACCAGGGGUAGCAUUGUAUGCCUUAGCCUAUGCCUGUUUAAAGCUAGUCAACUAUUCCUUUUUCUUCUGGCUGCCCUACUACCUCCACAAUAAGUACAGGUGGAAAGAGACAGUGGCUGACGAUAUAUCUAUCUGGUAUGAUGUGGGGGGAAUCAUAGGUGGAACAAUAUUUGGUUUUAUAUCUGACAGAUUCCAGCACAGGAGUGUAAUAGUUAUACCAAUGCUGAUCCUGGGCAUUCCAGCACUGUUUAUCUAUAAUUCCGAUUUAAGCAAUACCUUGACUAUGAACGGUCUGUUGAUGGCAGUGGUGGGAUUUUUUAUUGGGGGCGUGGCCAAUCUAGUCAGUGCAGCAAUCUCUGCAGAUCUUGGAAAGCAGGGACCAGUCCAGGGAAACAGCGAGGCCUUAGCAACAGUGACUGGUAUAAUUGAUGGAACAGGAAGUGUCGGGGCAGCCAUUGGACAGAUUCUGGUACCUCUGAUUCAGGAUGGUUUGGGAUGGAGAUCAGUGUUUUAUCUGUUUAUGUUAAUGACACUUCUGACAGCCCUGUGUAUUCUGCCAUUGUUUGUGAGAGAAGUGAGAGACCUGUACUCCAAGAGAAAAAUCAAGUAUUCAUGGUUCACGGGGGCUUCUGUCUCUAACAGGAAUGAGGACACUGAGGAAUUGUUCAACUGACCUUGACCUAUUUACAGACUGAUCUUGACACACUUAAUGUGAUCAUAACUUGGUCUAUCUACACUUUUGGUAUGACCAAUUGUUUUAUGCAUCAGCUAGCUUUUAAGAACCACACAAAGUACAUAAUAUACUGUAUGACAGUAUUGAAAGGUGUCUAAAGAAUGUACAUUUGUUUUUGUCUUCCUGUCCGAUAUAGAAAGGACCCUUACUAUGCUGGGCAUUUGUAUAUACACGUAAGAAAGAGAUUAACAUUGCACUUACUAUUUGUGAUAUUUAGUUUUUUACAUCAUCGUGAAUAUUAUAACUUACAUUAGAGAACUCUAUUUCUAGACUACACAGCCUGAAUAUUUACCAGUUGUUAUAUGGGAUGCAUAUUAUAGGCCAUGAUGUCAAAUCGUACAUGUAGUAUAAUAGUCCAUCAGAUUCUAUAGAACUGUUUUUCUUCAUUAGAUUAUUUUUCUGAAAAUAUAACUUUAUUUCAUUUUUCAUUUUUUUUAAAGUAUAUUCUGUGGUGUAAUACAGCUUUUAAGUUUUCUAGUCAUUUUUGUGUUGAAUUUUCAUUUCUAUAUAUUAUAUAACAUUUUACCAGCUAUUUUAUUGCUUAUAAUAUUUUACACAUUAAAACUUAUGGGGAAAUCUGGUCAGUCAUUUUUAUCAGAAUUUUAUAAGUCCUAAGUGUAUGUUCGUUUUAACUUAAUAGAUUUAGAAUAGUAAUGUACGUGCUAGGAUUUUACUUUUCAAAUUAAUCCAACAUAUUUUUUUUCCAGUUUUGUAGUUGAUGUGAUUGAUUGAACAUAUUUUAUUACA